Leopardus geoffroyi (Geoffroy's cat) is the source of this 631-nucleotide messenger RNA. Its product is annotated as NKG2-A/NKG2-B type II integral membrane protein-like. Gene Ontology annotation, biological process: positive regulation of natural killer cell mediated cytotoxicity; stimulatory C-type lectin receptor signaling pathway. The coding region runs from base 49 to 621 and encodes 190 amino acids. The transcript is spliced from 4 exons. Lineage: Eukaryota; Metazoa; Chordata; Mammalia; Carnivora; Felidae. The record is from RefSeq and is a predicted model, not a curated record.
UCAGGGCAGUUUCAUCCACAUUGUAGCUGACACUACUCAGCUCCAGACAUGGACAACCAAGGCGUGACUUAUGCGGAACUCCAUCAUGCUAAGGGCUCAAAAAGACAGCAAGUGCAACCUAAGGGCACGAAAAGUUCCAUUUCAGUAACUGAGGAGGAGAUAACCUAUGCAGAAUUGAAUCUUCAAAAUGCUUCUCGGGACCUUCAAGGGAAUGGCAAGAACUCUCCCUGCAAAGAGAAGCUCAUUGCUGGUAUCUUGGGAAUCCUCUGCCUCGUCUUGAUGUCCACUGUGGUAACAAUAGCUGUUAUCCCCUCUACUGAAGGACCAGCGCAGAACAAAACAUCCCUGGAAACGACAAUCCAGAAAGCGUGUCUCUGUUGUCAUUGUCUGAAAGAGUGGUUUACGUAUUCCAACAAUCGCUAUUACAUUAGCACUGAGGGAAAAUCAUGGAACGAGAGUUUGACGUCCUGUGCUUCUAACAACUCUAACCUGCUCUACUAUAAUGAUGAAGAGGACAAGGUAAGUUUUCAGAUGUUUCCAGAUUCUAUUAAAAGCUUGUCAUUAAAUGGGGCUCCUGAGUGGCUCAGUGGAUUAAGCCUCCGACUUCGGCUCAGGUCAUGAUCUCAAGUUU